Achroia grisella is the source of this 1046-nucleotide messenger RNA. Its product is annotated as gastrula zinc finger protein XlCGF49.1-like. NCBI's taxonomy places the organism in Eukaryota, Metazoa, Arthropoda, Insecta, Lepidoptera, Pyralidae. The record is from RefSeq and is a predicted model, not a curated record. The coding region runs from base 164 to 847 and encodes 227 amino acids. Gene Ontology annotation, cellular component: PcG protein complex; transcription regulator complex. The transcript has 4 exons. Gene Ontology annotation, biological process: regulation of transcription by RNA polymerase II. Gene Ontology annotation, molecular function: RNA polymerase II cis-regulatory region sequence-specific DNA binding; DNA-binding transcription factor activity, RNA polymerase II-specific.
UAUUACAAAUUUUACGAAAAUAUUUCAAUAAAAGAGCAUAGUGUGUGACCGCUACGUAUUGUAUUUUAGUAAAAAAACAAAUAAUAUAUUUAAUAUUUAGUUUAAAUAUCAAAUAAUUAAAUACAUGGAUUGUAAAUAAACAAAACAGUGUUUCGGUGAUAAGAUGGAGGAACUUACAGUUACGGAAAAUAUAGUUAAAGAGAAUCUAUCCAGUUGCGAUAGUAGUAGCCUGCAGCAGAAACAGUUUGGGUAUGAGGUGCCCACGGUGACCAAUGUACCCAUAGAGGAGGUGGUCAUCAAAUGUGAAGUGAUCGAGAUAUCAGACGAGGAUGGAGACCAGACAGCCCAGAAAAAAAAGAAAAGAAAAAAGCCAAAAGUACCUAAAGAGCGUGUGCCGUGCGACCAGUGCGAGAAGUCGUUCCAGACGGGGUACGAACUGAAGAAACACAUGAGGACCCACACGGGGGAGCGGCCCUACAUGUGUACUACAUGUGGGAAAACAUAUACGCAACUUGGACACUUAAGUAUACACCAGCUAUCACAUAAAGGUAUAAAGAAUUUCAACUGCAACGAAUGCGGCUCGUCCUUCUACCGGAAAGCAGACCUGGACCGCCACGAAAAGGCACAUAAAGGUAUCAAACCGUACACCUGCGAGAUCUGCUCAAAAUCCUUCACACAGAAGAAUAACCUAGUGAUGCACGUCAAAAUGCAUAUAGGAGAUAAGAGGUAUGAAUGUCCGGUGUGUCUGAAGAGGUUCAUGACGAGGAGCAAGAUGAUGCUGCACUCGAAGAGGCACGAUAAGGAUAAGAAGACUAAAAACGAAUUUAUGUCCUCGUUUGUUGAAUAAAGUUAUGGUUGGGAAGAUGGGUUUUAUUUAUGGUUUUGCAUGAAAUUUUUUUUUAAACCGAAUCAAAUUAAAUUAAAUCAAAAAUCAUUUAUAUAUAUAUAUAUGUAUGUAUUCAAAAUCAAAAUAUCUUUAUCCAUGUAGCAAUCAGCAAUUCAGCAAACGAAACCUGGACGUUAUUAACUUCUCUUACUGUAGGCAC